Messenger RNA from Andrographis paniculata, 543 nucleotides. Its product is annotated as EPIDERMAL PATTERNING FACTOR-like protein 6. The coding region runs from base 100 to 480 and encodes 126 amino acids. The record is from RefSeq and is a predicted model, not a curated record. Gene Ontology annotation, biological process: guard cell differentiation; stomatal complex development. NCBI's taxonomy places the organism in Eukaryota, Viridiplantae, Streptophyta, Magnoliopsida, Lamiales, Acanthaceae. The transcript has 3 exons.
UCUCUCUUUUUUGACAACAAAUAGUGACUGCUGCUGCUCUAGUAAUAAUAGUAGUAAUAAUAAUACUAAAAAAAAACUAUCAUUUGAAGUUGUCCUCCAAUGAUGGCAAGAAUCUAUUGUUUUCUUGUCAUGAUUCUGUCCAUUCUUUGUUUGUUGGUUUUAAGGGUUUCAAGCAGGCAUUUUGCAUCUCCAAACUAUGGGGUUUCUGCCAACAAUCAAGGCAAACUUGCAAGAACCCACUCAGUGUUCACCUCCCACUCCAAGCCCACCUCAAAAAAGGAGAUGGAUGAGGAAGAAUACAAAGUACUGGAGAAGAUAGCUGGAUCAAAGCCACCAAAGUGUAAGGACAAGUGCUAUGGAUGCAAGCCAUGUGAAGCUAUUCAAGUGCCUACAACAAACAGCCAUGUUGGAGUUCAGUACACUAACUAUGAGCCUGAGGGCUGGAAAUGCAAGUGUGGCCAUACAUUCUUCACCCCUUAAAAAAACCCAUUUGAUAUAUAUAUAUAUAUUGUGUAUCAUAUAUGUAAUGUAGUUUGGGAAUGU